This is a messenger RNA of Lingula anatina, 3218 nucleotides long. RefSeq names its product nuclear distribution protein nudE homolog 1. NCBI's taxonomy places the organism in Eukaryota, Metazoa, Brachiopoda, Lingulata, Lingulida, Lingulidae. The record is from RefSeq and is a predicted model, not a curated record. Gene Ontology annotation, cellular component: centrosome; kinesin complex; kinetochore. Gene Ontology annotation, biological process: cell migration; microtubule nucleation; centrosome localization. Gene Ontology annotation, molecular function: microtubule binding.
UGGCAGCCAUUUUGAAGGAGAGCUUCCGUCACAACAGUCUGUGGUCGUAGGAGUGCCUGUGAUUUCGUACUUUUAUUGACUAUCUAAGAAUAUGUUUCGUUGUGAAUUGUAAUUUUGUGUCAGGGAUAUUCAGGCAAUAGAAUCUGUUAACUGAGUUGUCAUAUUCGAUUCAUUUUCGCAAGAUUAUCGGUCUUUUCUCAGGACGAAGGCCGCCUACACAUUUCGUGCGAACAUUAUCAUGGUAAAAUAUUCUCAUAUGAAAGGACUUCUCUGGGAAUCGUAACACGCUGCCAUUUGUGUGUUUUCAAAGAUCUCCUGAAUGCUUUAACCAUUUGUUUUUCUAUAAGUGACAUUGCUAAGACAAUGGAUGAUAGUGACAAAAAGUUUAGCUCACCACAAGAAGAGAUCGCCCAUUGGAGGCGGAAAGCAGAGGAAUUUAAACUUAGCCUGGAGGAUACUCGUGAAGAGCUUGAAGAGUUCCAGAUCAGCAGCAGGGAGCUUGAGGCGGAGCUGGAGACGCAGCUAGAACAGUCAGAUAAUAAAAACCGGGAACUCCAUGCGGCCAAUGAACGGUUGCAGAUGGAAUUGGACUCCAUUAAGGAAAAGCUAGAACAGACCCAAGAAACUUACCACAAGCAGUUAACAGAGCUGCAAGAUGAUCUAGCACAAGUCAAGGCAUUUAAAGAUGAACUUCAGAAGUAUAUCAGGGAACUAGAACAGACUAAUGAUGACUUAGAGCGAGCUAAAAGAGCAACAGUAGUAUCGCUAGAAGAUUUUGAACAGAGGCUAAAUUUGGCAAUAGAGAGGAAUGCAUUCCUUGAGAGUGAAUUGGAUGAGAAGGAAUCACUGGCAGAGACUGUGCAAAGGUUGAAAGAUGAGGCAAGAGAUCUGAGGCAGGAGUUGGGAGUGAGGACACGGCAGGCUCCAGAGGAGCCUCAGUCUUCAGACACAGAGAAGUCCGACAUGGUGGUCCAGACUGACCGCAUUGACUCUAACAAGCUGGCCGAGGAGUCAGCUCCCAGUACGCCUAGGACACCAGCACAGACUGGUAAAGCUCUCCCUAUUGGUGCCAAUGGCAGCUCCACCCCACUCACUCCCACAGCUAGGAUAUCAGCGCUCAAUAUAGUAGGAGAUCUACUACGUAAAGUAGGGGCCUUAGAAUCCAAACUGGCAUCCUGUAGGAAUUAUGUGAAAGAUCAGCCUACCAAGGGUAACACACCAAAAGCAGGGUCAGCACCAAGCCCUGUUAAUACCCCAAGGUCUGGGCAAAGUGGAGGAAGAAAAAACAGUGUCUCCAGUGCCUCGCCGUCCUCUUCAGCAUCUAUUUUUGAUUUCGGGUUUCGCGGCUAUCAAAAAGGAGUAAGAAACUCAACCGAGGGUCCGCCACCCCGGCUCAGAGUGGUUUAGUCAAGAUCACAGUGUAGUUCAGCAGCAGAGAUCUGGGCACAGACGAGUCCCACACGGUCUUUCUCAGACUUUUGUGGAAAUCUUUCUGUGGGAUUCAUGCAUGGGUUUUUGCACAAGGGGGCGUGUCUCACUCAACAUCUCGUGUAGAUUGUACAACCAGUGUAUUUAGGGAAGCAUAUCUAACAGCUGUGAUGGUGACUUUCCUUGAAAGAAUGACCACAGCUCCUUCAGAUAUGUGUGGAAAUUUGGAAAACAUGAGCAGUUGAUGCAUUACGUAGGUCUUUGUUAGAAAAGUGUCGCCCUUUGGGUUACCUGGCAUUUGGGGUUGGAAAUGAUUUAAUUUGUUAUCUACGGGUGUUAGAAACAUAUUAAACUCAUGCGUGAUUGUAGGUUGUUACCAGCUGCUGAUUAAAUCUUGCAAACCAUCUUCACUCAAAAUGGGAUGUACCUCAGGGUUAUAGAGCCAAGAGAGAGGAUAGCAUGGAUAUGAAAUUCAGAAAAAAAAUUCCUGUGCAAAACCUACCCUUUGUUAAACUAUUUUUUUUUUUUUUUUUUUUUUUUUUACUCAGAUUGGUCAACAUUUCAAUGCCCAUACUGCUAUUGCUGCUUUGUAUAGAUUCAUUUCAUAAGGCCAGACUUCAGCUACUUGCAGCAGUCUGUCCCUGUCCCUGCUGCCUUAGGAAUCAUUGUGUUCUUCAACUCACAACUUGUUUUCUGUUUCAUUGUAUAUUUCACAUACACACACUGUAUCAUACCUCAUUUCAAGAUAUCCUUAUUUAUGAAUCGACUCUUUCUGAGCACGAUUUACAUUUUAUUACCUGUUUUAUUAUAUGUAACACAGGUUUCAGUGGGUAGAGUAUAUCUAUAUAUAUAAAUAUAACUUAGGUGGUUUCUCAAGAGAUGGAUUGAGGUAAAUCUGAAUAUCAUUUAAUUUGAUUUUUUAAUUUGAUGAUUUAAAUUAAAUUAUUUCGACAUGCAUAUCCAAAUGAAAUUUGUUGACCUUGUCAAGUGUUCCUUAUUUUAUAUAUCUGAUAUUUGGAUAAAACGAAAUGUGGCUCUGGAAUGAAUAAUUAUAUUAUAUAUAUUGGUAACGAUAUUCAUUUCUGAACUUCUUUACCUUUUACAUGAAAUUGUUAUGAUAAAAAUGCAUUUUCAGUUUGGAAGGUUUAAGAUAAGCUUCAUACAUCCGGGCAAUUUUUAAUUUUCUGGCUGACCAACUAGGGGAUAUUGACCGGUAAAAAGUGGCAAAAAAUAGAACCUUAUUUCCAGUUUCUGAGAAUCCUAAUAACCAAUGUCAGUUUUCAUCUGGAUGAAGGCCAUAUAGAUGUUAGUCAUGUUUGGUUCUGGCCAGAAACUUUAUUGUGGAUAUUAUUAUCAUUAUUAUUUACUUUUGGCAUAGGAUAAACAUAGUAUGACGAUUGGAGUAUGACGCCUAUCUCUCCCUACAAAAGUGUAUAUUCCUGUUAGUUAAUAAUACGUCAGCCUUUCAGGUGUAAUACAUAGAAUGAAUGUUAAAGCAGUGUUUUUGCUCAACUGUGCUGCUAUAUAUGAUUCGUUUUCUUUCGCUUUCAUUGAAAUUUUUAGAGGCGAUAUAUUUCUUGACUUCGUAUCUUUAAUGUAAAUUAUAAUGUGGCCACAAUUAUACGUUUUAAAACUUGCCGAAAUGACUUAGUUAGUAAGAAUGUUAUCGGAAGAAAGAUUAAGUGUAAAGUAUACUUUUUAAAAAUACAAUUUAACCGUUAACUUGUAGCUGAAACGGUUACUUUUUAAAUUCGACUUCAAACUACAUUAAUAAAUUUUUAGUCCACGCA